AUGGCUAAACUUGUUGAUUCAUGUUGUGUGCCAUCGUCAAUGGCAGUACAAUUGACAAAACCUGAUAAAAAUAAUAAUACAACAGCUAAUAUUGAUGAUGGUAUUAUUUUACCGUCUGAACAUUGUGAUGUGAUUGAGGAUGGAACUGAUGAGAAAUCUGAAAGUACUGGUGACAGCGAGGAUCGUCGUCAUUCCUCAGGUGGUGGUGAUGAUGAUGAUGGACAAAUUAAUAAUAAUACGGUUACAACGGAGAUAACAACCGUUGCUUCGUCGUCGUCAUCAUCAUUAUCAUUGAAUGAUGAAAACGAUGCAUCAAUUAAUAAAGAAUCAACUAUGAAUAAUAAUAAUAAUAAUAAUACAAAUACAUCUACUAAUAAUGCUACUACAACCGUUCCAUAUAAAGAUUUUUCAGGAGUUGAUACCGAAUCAUUUAUAGCAACAACAUUACGUAAUAAUCCAAAGGAUCGUACAUUACUUUUAACACUUGAAACAGUUUUUCAACAAUUUAUUCAAGAUGAUGAACAAAAAUCAUAUCAAUUUCAAGCAAUGAACUCUUAUGAACGAAUGAUUGUUCAUCGUGUUGCCGCAUUUUUCGGUCUUGACCAUAAUGUUGAUAAAAAUGGUCAAGCUGUUGUUGUUACUAAAACUCCGAAUACUCGAGUCCCUAAUUUUUCAUUUCAAAAAUGCAUUCCAGAAGAUGAAUCAGCCGAUAUUACAAAUAGUGGUGCUUUAACAACAGAAAAUCCAGUAUUAUUAACAAAUCCAAAUGAAAUUCCAACUCGUCGUAUUCUACGUCGUCAUGAGAAAAAUCCCAAUCAUGAACAUUCGCAACGAAAUGGUCUUAAUGAUGAUUAUUUAAAUCAGCAGAUAUCUUCAACAAGUAAAAACCAACCAUUAUCAAAACCAUAUUCAGAACGUGUAAAUAAUUAUGCUGAAACACGUGCUAGAAUAUUUAAUGAAACUGCAGAUAUAUCAAAUGCAUCCAUAACAAAUCAAAAUAUGAAAGCAAAUCAAAAACAACAUUUAAAUUUUAUUCGGCCAUCUUAUCGAAAACAGCAGCAACAGCAGCAGCAACAACAACAACACCAGAACAGUUCACAACAACAUCGUUCUUAUACAUAUCAACAUUCACAACUAACAACUAAUAAUCAUAUGCAACAGUAUCCAACUGGAAAAGCAAUUGAUCCAUCUAGUCAUAUGCUUAAUACUUCGACACCUAGAACUCCAUCGAUCUAUUCAGUCCAACAAUCAUCAUCGGGAAAUCUGAGUAUACCUCAGCCACCAUCUAUCUAUGCUUCAAUGAUAGGAUCAAACCCUAGUGUAGCAUCACUACGUCAACCAGCUGCUAGUUCUUUUUAUACUCAAACCCAACCGCCAUCUCUUGAUUAUGAUUAUAAACAACAAGCGAGCGGAGCGCAUAUCUAUAAUUAUGUACCAAUGAUACCUUCAUCAACAUCUAGUUUUAUUCAUCACCAACAGCAACAGCAACAACAACAAACACAACAAUUACAUGCACAACCACCACCGGGUGCCACAGCAGGAGCAGCUGGCCCAAAUCAAGUUCCAUCGCAACAUGGUGCCGGUAUCCCAUUGCCUAUACUAGUUCAUCAACAGCCAACAGGACAAAUACAAUAUCUAUUUCCUGCUCAUCCUUUACAACAACAACAGCAACAAUCGCAAAUCCCACCACAAACAAAUUCUUAUUCAAUCACACCUGAUGGACAAUAUGUUCAACUUUAUCGCCCAGAUACUUUAUCCAUGUCGGGUCCACCCACAGUACAACCUCCGACCGUUGUUGACACUAAUCAUACUCAUCACCAUCCCUAUUCUCAAAAUCAACCUCAUCAUCAUCAUGCUAUUGCUCAACAACAACAACAAAUUCCACCGUCGCAGUCAAAUCUUGCUGCUCAGCCACCACCCUUUGUUCGAAUAUAUCCAACAGGCACACCAGGUAAUGUUUCACAUCCCUUUGCUCAAGCAACUUAUCAACAACCUCCACCUUCACAAACAACAUUUGUUCAAUCAGGCACUAUUCCUACACCGUCUUUUAUGAUUCCUCCUCCUCAAACGGCUGGUAAUGUUCAAACUUAUCCAACAUAUGAUAAUAGUGUACCAUAUAAUACAUAUGGCCCAACAACAACAUCAUCUGGAAAACCUAAUGUUAAUAAUAAUGGAACAUCAGUACAAUAUGUAACAAAUCAUUUAUCAGCAUUAAAUUUACAAAAUCAACACGAUGAUUAUCAAGCACGUGUCAUGAAUAAUCAGCAACAGCAACGUUUUACUCAUUCAAAUGGUUCAAUAGCAAAUAAUCAACAACGAAAUUUUAUGGGACGACCAUUAGUACAAUCACCCAAUGGUUCAACAACAACACCUCGUAUGACUAUUUAUUCAACAUCAAAUCAACAAUAUCGUCAACCCCGUCCAUUGAAUAUUUCAAAUACUGAUAAACAAAUAACAUCAAUCGAGAAUGAUCCGAAAUCUUUAACACAACAACAAAAUAACUGCGAUAAUACUUCGCUGGCCGGUCCAGCUCAAGGUAAAAUUUAA
Molecule: messenger RNA, 2547 nt
Organism: Rotaria socialis
Lineage: Eukaryota; Metazoa; Rotifera; Eurotatoria; Philodinida; Philodinidae
Source: the annotation of a GenBank genome assembly